AUGACUAAGCUAACUCGCGUGUGUCUUUCGUUGCGAGCCUGCUUUUCAACCCAGGUGCGACCAUUAGCAUCGAUCCAAAGCCAAGCAGCGGUGCCAGUGGUAAGCUGCAAACGGCAACAGUUCAAUGUUUACCAGCAUGAUCUACCGGGAUCUCCGGAUCGGAUCAAGUUUGGCGAACUGCCCCUCGCUUCGGACGGGUGGCGGCAUCGUCGGUCCAAUGGAGAUUACUUCAUCAUUCACCCGGUGCAGCGGUCUUACGAAGCGUACGGUCUGAGCGAACGGACCUUCACCGAACUCGGAAUACGUGAAUCGUUGGUGGAAAAUCUUAAAAAGCAACAUGUACUCUCGCCGACACACUACCAGGUGGAAGGAAUUCAGGCAAUGCUCGACGGUAGCCAUUUGUUGUUGGCCGCUGAGACGGGUUGUGGCAAGACGUACACGUAUCUGGUGCCGGUAGUGGAACAUAUUCUGCGUCGAAAACUUCAUGAAAAGCAGCGUGAUUUUAACACUCCUCUGAUGCUGAUCGUUACUCCAGGUCGCGAACUGGCCCAACAGAUCGGUACGGUAGCGACGAAGCUUACGGAAGGGCUUGGUAUUAACACGCGCGUGGUGCUCGGUGGACGAACGAAACAACAAAUGCUGAAUCCAUCCUUCGAAGAUAUCGACAUCCUGGUGGCAAGCUUUGGAGCUAUCAGCAAGCUGAUAACAAGCGGCAUUUACCGAAUGGAGGAAGUCCGGUACGUUGUGCUGGAUGAAGCGGACACACUGUUAGAUGACAGCUUCAACAGCAAGCUACUACACCUGAUGAAGCGCUUCCCGUUCCACAAGAACCAUCUGCAGGAUCUUGGUGAGGAUAUCCACGGUACACAGAUGAUUCUAGCUGCCGCCACCAUGCCGACCAACAUGGAAGAGCUGCUGUCGAAGUUGGUGAAUGUAGCGACGAUUGAGCAAGUGGUUAGUCCCAAUCUGCACCGCCUUAUGAGCCACGUUACGCAACGAUUCAUGCGCGUACGCAAAUCAGACCGGCCACAGAUCCUGAUCGAUCUUGUGCGCAAAGAUGCGAAGCGCAACGUACCGACGAUCAUUUUCAGCAACAAAACACCGGCCUGUGACUUUGUGUCGAUGCAUUUGAACACGCACGGUUUUCCAUGCGUUAAUCUAAACGGGGACAUGAUGCUGAAACUGCGCCUGGGACAGUUUGAAAAGUUUCAGCAGGCAGAAGUGAACAUUCUCUCGACGACGGAUGUCGCUAGCCGGGGAUUGAACACGAUACGCGCGGCACACGUGAUAAAUUUCGACUUCCCGCUGUACACUGCGGAUUAUAUUCACCGGGUAGGACGUAUCGGGCGUAUCGGGAGUAGGAACGACUGUUUGGCGACGAAUUUGAUAUCGAGUCAGGCGGAAAUUGGUGCGGUACAACGGUUGGAACACGCGGCCAGAACAACCAACUUGCUGAGGAACGUCGAUGCGAACGUGAAGGGCAUAAUUAGACGAAGAAUGAUGAAGAGCAUGGGAGUACCUAAGGAAGAAAUGAUAACAAGCUAA
This is a messenger RNA of Anopheles marshallii, 1545 nucleotides long. It is a transcript of the gene Dbp21E2, whose product is annotated as probable ATP-dependent RNA helicase DDX28. The record is from RefSeq and is a predicted model, not a curated record. The coding region runs from base 1 to 1545 and encodes 514 amino acids. Lineage: Eukaryota; Metazoa; Arthropoda; Insecta; Diptera; Culicidae. Gene Ontology annotation, molecular function: nucleic acid binding; ATP binding. The transcript has a single exon.